Colossoma macropomum (tambaqui) is the source of this 3276-nucleotide messenger RNA. RefSeq names its product dynein axonemal intermediate chain 3 (gene dnai3). The record is from RefSeq and is a predicted model, not a curated record. The transcript has 23 exons. Lineage: Eukaryota; Metazoa; Chordata; Actinopteri; Characiformes; Serrasalmidae. Gene Ontology annotation, cellular component: inner dynein arm. Gene Ontology annotation, molecular function: dynein heavy chain binding; dynein light chain binding. Bases 117 to 2774 code for a protein of 885 amino acids. Gene Ontology annotation, biological process: inner dynein arm assembly; cilium movement involved in cell motility.
UGACGGUUAGCCUGCCGAGGCAGUUUGUGUACAGACAGCAACGUUAGCUAAACUGAAGCGCCAUUUAAGUCAUUAACGCGCAUUAAUGCGGCGGAGCUCUCAGACAGAGAGGCAUCAUGAGUGCAAAGAAACCCAAGAGUGGCGUGAGCAAAGUGAAAGACAAAAAGAAUGACCCCCCUUCACCAAAGGAAAGUUCUGUAGAAACAGGUCACCCAGACUACAUCUUCCCUCUGGUCCUUACCUCCGCCACACAGGAGCUGUUUGGUUGCCGUGCCGAUGAGGAUGUGACCGGGGACGACCCCUACAGGCUGCUAAAGAAAGAGGACAUCAUUCAGGAUAUGAAGACCAGAGCGGCUGUUUCUGACUUCAGUCCUAUCAAACAGGCUGUGCUGGAUUAUCCAGAAGAUGAAAUUCUGCUGGUGUUUGACCGAGAUUUCACCUAUGGCCAGAGCUUCUACCUGGUGCUCACGGUGGAGGCUAAGGAGAACCUGCUAAAGCCGCCAGCGGAAGUGGAGGGAGAGGAGGAUGAAGGUGAGGAGUUUUCAGAGAUCAUACAGAAGACUCCUGAGCCACAGCCUUGGGUGUCUCUGGGCAGUGAGAGAGAGAUUGAGGAGGAAUCCUUUAUGGACACUAGACCCAAACUCUGCUAUAGGAUUUCUCGAGUGCGGCGAGAGUUUGGUGCUCCAGUGAGUUUCUCUACCUGCAAUGCUGUGGAGCUGAGAGACAGCUGCAUCGAGUGCAGCUCCUACCAGGACAAGAGCUUCAGCAUCAGGAGAAUGGAGAAACAGUGCGGAGUGCAGGCCAUCCCCAACACCAACAACUCAUCCACACAGACCAUAUGGAAGUACCCGAGGAACAUGUGCACCCAGUAUGAACCCAGAGAGCUGAAUGAGGAGGAGAAGGAGAACAUCCUGCAGUCAGAGAAGCUGAAGAACUUCCUCAACUCCGUCACCGCCAGGUUUGAGCUGGCCAUUCAGCAGAAUGUGAUCAUGGACGUCUUUGUGGAUGACUGGUGGGCUCUUGGGGAGGAGGACGCUAUGUUUGGAAGGAAAGCAGAAACACACCUGAAGGAGUAUCAGUCCUUCACUGACCUUCACUACAGCAAGGAGAAAACCAUCAGCUACAUCAGCUGGCACCCCACCAUCAGCGGUGUGAUUGCAGUGUCAGUGACUGAAAGGCUGUCGUUUGAGGAGAGGAUAGACAGCUCCACUAAUCUCCUACUGAACCCUGCUCUCAUUCUCUUCUGGAGCUUCUCCGACCCCAUCAACCCACAGUUGCUACUGGAAUGUCCGGACGACGUCUUCUGCUUCGAGUUCUGUCCCUCCGACCCAAAUGUUAUUGUUGGAGGCUGUAUGAACGGCCAGGUAGUAUUGUGGGAUAUUUCAGGCCAUGUGGAGAGACUUCAGGGCACUCGUGCUGGAGUGGGAAGGAAGACCAUCUCCUCAAACAUAAACACACUGUCAUUUGAAGGUAAGCAGGAGAAGGACACUCCUGUAGUGCGUUACUGUGCUGUGUCAGGCAUUGACAGUGGACACAGAGCUCCCAUCACUGACAUCCAGUGGCUGCCAGACAGCUUUGAGGUCUCCAGAACUGGGAUACCUUUGGAGAAUAAGAGUCAGAUAUCAGUUCAGAUUGUGACCUGUGCUCCUGACAGCUGUUUGAUGUUCUGGGACCUGCGUACUCCCCGGGUUGUAGCUCAAUCUCUGACAGACAGGAAGCAGAAGACUGAAGAGAAAGUUCUAGAAAAUCCACAUGGAGUUCCCAACACCUUCAAACAUCUCGACCUGACGUGGAAACCUCUCAUAAGGGUGACUCUGCCUAAAGUAGACACCAGCGGUGAAUACAGCCCUCUGAAGUUCAGUCUGAGAGAGAGCACAACUAACAGUACUGCAGAUAAGUUCCUGUCUGGAGCAGAAAGGGCAGAGGUCCCUGAGUAUUCUCAGCUCCGUGUGCCCUCCGCCAAACACCAACGGCAGCUGGAGAACAUCAGCACUAAGUUCUACGUGGGCACUGAGGAUGGAGAACUUGUGUACACAGACUGGAGGCUGGAGAAGGACAACGACUCAGGACGGCUCUUCAGUCCGAAGCCCACUCACCGUUUCAGAGUUCAUGACAGUCUGGUGAACACCGUGCUCCGCUCUCCGUUCUUCAAGGACGUCAUCUUGACUGUCGGCGGGUGGAACUUCGCCAUCUGGAAAGAGGGUGUGACGAACGGGCCGAUCCUGCUGUCCCCCUGCUCACCGAGGAAGUGCACGGUGGGCUUCUGGUCACUGACCCGGCCUGCCGUCUUCUUCAUCGGUAAAGAGGACGGGAAUCUGGAGGUCUGGGACCUGCUGGAGAAAACACACGAACCCUCGCAGACCCAGAACAUCACCACCGCGCACAUCACCUGCAUCAAACCCUGGGUCAUCUCAUCGAAGCAGCAGCUAUUGGCUGUGUCGGACCACCUGGGCACUCUGCAUAUCCUGGAGGUCCCGUGGACCCUGCGCCACCCGUCUGCCAAUGAGAAGUGCAGCGUGAGCAGCUACUUUGAGAAGGAGGUGGAGCGUCUGGAGUACUUUGAGAAAAGACAGGAGAUGCGAGCGAGAGAGAGGAGAGAGAUGGAGGCCGAGCAGCAGAGGAGGAAAAUGGAGGCGGGGGCAGUGUCGGUGAAGCAGGUGGAGGAGCUGGAGGGGGAGGCCCUGAAGGAGUACGAGGAGUACCACACUAUGGAGAAACUCAUUCUGAAGAACAUGGGGCUGCUCUCCGAAUCCGAGGACACACCAGACCACUGAGCACACACAGCUUUGCGGUAUAACACUAAUAAUUCAUACAGUUCUGCUAUGUUUUAUACAAGAACCCAAACAUGGCGUUACGAUCCUAGAGGACUUCAGUCAAAGCACAUUGCUAAUAAUGAAUGAAUGGCAAAAGAGGCCAGUUAGCAUUUACAAAGGAACUCAUGCAUUCAUUCAUUUUAUACUGUCAUGUUAGUGUUUCAGCUUUUUUAGUUCUUGCUAGAUCUUAACUUCUGUCUUCUAGAGUUUAUCCAGGACCUGAAGAGUCACAGUGGGAUUUAGAUCUAUGGACACAAACAUAGUCAGUAUUUUGUGUAUUUGUUAUGAAUGUCAGAUUUGAAAUGCACAGAUUUAAAGGUGAAGUACAGCACAGUGUUUAAGGGGUCAAAUUCCUGGAUAGGGAUUAAGACUAGCCCUGCACUACUUUUCCGCUCAAUGCACAGUCUCUAUUUAGAACACUGGUCCAGGACCGGUCUCAAGGCAGGGGUUCACAGCUCUGGUC